UGGGAAGUCAUCCUAGACGAUGUCUUUCAAUCGCAUUGCCUCCGAUUUAGAAGCGAAGCUUGUACGAUUGGAUGUAUCAUUAUACGAAGGGUUUAGAGAGGCACAUGCCACCCACUGGACUACCUCGGGCACUGACUUGAUGGCAUAACUAAUGCGCAUUUCUUUUUCUCUCAGAAUUUGAGCGAAUACAUUGAACUGUGUGGACAUCUCUGUCGCAUUUCCUCGGCUCAGUCGGUGAGGGUUGUCACGCCAGGUUGUCACGCGCAACCGAACGCGCUCCAUGUAAUCACUCCGUGCCGAGGCACAUGUUUGUCCUGAACGAGUUAUUACACCCGGCCAUCGGUUAACGUUGAUCUAUUCCAAUACUUUCGUAGUUUUUCAAACUGAAAACUUGGUUUGAGGUGAACGUUACAAUGAAGGUGUUAGCCCGAGUGUUAACCUCGACAUCGUACCGUGUAUUCUUGAUGUACCUGUGCCUGAUGCGAACCCCCUCCGCUGGGGAGGAGAGCGUGCCGUCCGCCGCACCGGAGCUGGCCGACGACAGCGACGACGACCAGAACCCAACAUGGGGAGUGGGCAAUGACGGUCCCACAGAGACUGAGGUGGACCUGGACACCGGGUACCGGGACGUUCCUUGCCCGGCCGGCUGCAUGUGCAACCCACUGUAUAGCAAGGAGGCCGUGCCGGCGUAUGGUGUGGAGUGCUCCGGCGAGCACAUCACAUCCAUACAGCAAAUGGUGUUACCGGAGGAAACUCAGCAUCUAUCUCUUACCGACACAAACGUGGAGAAGCUGACCCCGGACAACUUCGCCAAUUUCACAGUGCUCAACACCAUAACUUUAAAACAAAACCACAAGCUGAGAACGAUUGAGCCCGGGACGUUCCACAAUCUAGAGGAACUAACAGGAAUUAUUCUUACUCAUUCACCGCUGCUGAAAGAAAUCGGCCCAGGGGUAUUCGGAAAUUUACCACGCUUGAAUAGUUUGUCCCUGGAGAGUUGUGGACUUGAGAGUGCGCCAAACUUGACGACUCUUUACACGAAUGACGGAACUCUCAAAGAUUUGGUUUUGUCACAUAACCAGAUUUUUGCCCUGAAACCCCACACUUUCACUGGAUUGCCAUUUGAAGUCUACUAUCUCGGCCUCUCCCAUAAUGUUAUUUCGUCUGUGUACGGCAAAGCUUUUGAAGGCGCAAAGAUUUACAAGUUAGACUUAUCCGGAAACCCCAUCACCUACAUAGAAGACAAUGUCUUCGAGGGCAUAGUGGAACUUACAAAUGUGAGUCUGGCAGAGACAGAAAUCACUAAACUGCCAACUUUGGGACUGAAGUAUAUCGUGGAACUGAACAUAGAGGGAACACCAAACCUCAAGCAUUUCCCACCGCUCUUCAAAUUCCAGAACAUUCAGAGAGUCAGGCUUCACUAUUUCAGUCACUGCUGUGCGUUCCUCUUCAACACCUCAGAGAACCAGCACAUGGCUAAAAUGUACAACAUUACAGAGCCGGCCGAGAGCUCCUCGUGUUCGACAACACCCAACCCGAGCUCUGGCACUUUCGACACCAGGGAUUUCUCCGUGCCGCGAGGUAGCUGGGCUCACCUGGUAGAGGACGACUACCAGCAAGACUCCAAGGGUUCACUGUUCAGACCAGGCUCUAUCAAUUUUACGGGCAACUCCUUCCUCCAGCCUCCGCCAGAGGCGCUGAUGACUAAUGCGCCUUCCAACAUGCAGCCCAGCUUCGAAGAAACCAUCGAGAGCAACGGUGGCUUCAUAAAUGAGAUUAUCAAUCCCAACACCACCCACGUCACACAUGGUGAUACUUGUAGUUCAUUUGUACCCAAGAACUAUUCCAAGGUGAAAUGCUCGCCGCAGCCCGACGCUUUCAACCCGUGCUCUGAUGUCAUGGGAUACUCCUUCUUACGGGUCGUGGUCUGGUUCAUUGCUGGCACAGCCAUGGUGGGUAAUUUAGUAGUUAUGGUGGUGUUGAUAGCUUACAAGCAUAAGAUGACGGUUCCCAAAUUCUUGAUGUGCAAUCUGGCAUUCGCUGACUUCUGCAUGGGCGUCUAUCUUCUAAUGGUUGCGUCUAUUGAUGUGCAUACUCUGGGAGUGUACUUCAACUACGCCAUCGAAUGGCAGUUUGGAGCCGGCUGCAAGAUUGCGGGUUUCAUAUCGGUAUUCUCCAGCGAGCUGUCUGUUUUUACGCUAACAGUACUGACCAUUGAGCGUUGGUACACCAUCAUUUAUGCUAUUGAUCUGAACAAACGCAUACGUCUGAGACAGGCCAGUCGCAUCUUGCUUGGCGGAUGGUUAUUUGCCAUGGUCAUGGCCUCAUUACCGUUCAUGGGCUUCGCUAGUUACGGUGUAACCAGCAUGUGCCUUCCGUUUUACGUUCGCAGCACUGAUGGCGCGGCAGCUGUGGCCUAUGUCAUUUUCAUCUUACUGUUUAACGCCCUUGCCUUCGUUAUCAUUUGCGCUUGCUACAUUAAGAUGUACAUUACAGUGAGAAACCCGCAUUCGGCCAUGCAGAGGAAGGACUCCAAAGUGGCGAAACGGAUGGCUGUACUUAUCUUUACAGAUCUGGCCUGCUGGGCACCAAUUGCCAUCAAUGGCCUCUCGUCGAUAUUCCGGAAUGAGAAGUACGGUUUUCUCACCACUGACCAAAGUAAAGUCUUCAUUGUCCUGUUUUAUCCUAUCAAUUCCUGCGCCAACCCGUUCCUGUAUGCCAUCUUCACCAGGGCUUUCCGACGCGACAUGUUCCUUCUCUUGGCCAAGCAUGGCAUGUGCGAGAAGCGGGCCAUGAAGUACCGCCCUACGUGCACUAGCAGCCCACGCUCCAUGUCCCAGGUCAACUCCACCACCAUGCGAGAUGUCGGCCUGAAGGGCUCCCAUCGCGAUUCCUCUGCUUCCGUCAUGACCCAGAUCACCAGUGAAGCACGCCCGUCCAUGGUGUCCUACGAGAAAGACAGCCCAGACAACAGCCCCAAAAUGAAUAUUGAACUGCAGCUGGUCGUGACGAUGGGCAAUAAUUUGCUCCAGGGUCAGCCGCCCGUAGAGGCCAGUCAGAAUCAAUGGGACGUGUCAUCUUCUGGGCUGGCAGGCAAGGUGGGCAGCGGCAAGAAAUUAAAUGAGCAUGUUUACGUUGUGGAUGGCCUGCCACCGGUUCCCGAAGAACACAAUGGCGAACGCCAGGAGCCGUCCGUUUGCUCACCCCCGUACAAGAGCCAACAGAGGGAGAACCAGCGACCAGGCCGGGGGAAAAUAAGCCCACGAAUAGUGGAACAUUGCAUCGCGAACGACGCCAGCGAAGACGAUUCAGGAAGCCGGGAGAGUUCCUCCCUGCUCAAACAGAUUGCGAGCGCAGGGUAUCUCGAUCCGGUGCCUAAGGACACUAGGAGGAACACACCAGCGGGUAAUGGACUUCAGUCAGUCACAACGAAACCCCCUGAUCGUGACAUCACAUCCAAGGUCAUGCAGAUGAAUCUGGCCGAGUCAGACGACUCCGAGACUACUCUGUAAGUCAUGUCGUGUUAGUCCAGCCUUUUCCUCGCGACGGAAGGCCGGUGCCGUGGAACUGCGCUGUGAUCGAAAUUUCCGUACAUUAAAGUGUACCGAGAUGAGGAGCGAUAUUUUCACGGGAAAGAAGCUUGUCGCUGCUUGGGCUCUCUACUUUACAUUCACAGAUCCCCUUUGAUGUCAAACUUUAUUUGGAACAUUUCUUGCUACGAAACCAGUCAAUCCACGAGUUUCUGUUGAAUUAAAGGGACUGCUUCUUUUUCAUGAGGGGCUUUGUUUCCUUGUCUUUGACAUUCAUACUUCCGUCGUCAGAAACAAAAGGUUAUUUUUUUUUGCUGAAUAUGAACCAAAUGUGAAAAAACACGAUUUUCGACAGUACCGAGGGAGACGGAACCAAAGAAUGAGAUGAAGGAACAAGGGCAAAUUGACGAAAGGAGGUUCUCUUGUUGGUAUACCACCAUGAAACUAUUUUAUUCUGCUUUCGGCUUUUAACUGGUAUACUGCUGUGGCAACUUUGAACUUGAAAUUGCUGUAAGAACAACAGUAACUAACACUCUCUGACAAGUUGCGCUCCUGUGUACUUACUGUGCAAAGCAUGAUGGGAAAACUGAGCGGCGAGGUCAUACCAUACCUUUGGGGAUGAGGGUGAAAGUGGUGUCACACAAUCAGUCUGAGUGCGCUGAAUAACAACACCAUCAAGAACAAAGGAGGCAAUAUCAAGAAGCAACAAACAACGACACAAACACACAUGAGACUAGAGAAAUGGCUUUAACCUGUUACGUUAAUACUGAAAUUAUUGAUAAAUAUGCAGGUGCAUUUGAUUUCAUAUUUGACCAUCGUUUCAGCAGAAGCAGUGCUUUUCUGUGAUUGGAAUUAAUUGGCUUGCCUUAAUUGAUUGUGAAGCAAAGAUUUUUUGCUUUAAAGUAACGUCACAAUAUUUCCAAUGCCGUCAAUUUUUCUCUCAGAAUUUUUAAGAUUUGCGAUUUGUAGAUGUGAAAUAUUAUGCAGUAGGAGGAAAGAUCUGACUGAAAACAUACCGGUAUUUAUCUAGAAAAAGUAUUUUUGAAAAGAAAAGUAAAUGCUGUACAGGGAUUUUACACUAUUAAAGUUGUAUACCCAAUGAUGUUGCGUGAACAAAUCUUGCCUCAAGGUGAGCACGUGGCUGAUUUGGAACCGAAUUGGCUUCUAACAUGAAGUAUAUAGUAGCAGUUCUCGUUAUGUACCAUGUAAUUAUAUUUUCUAAAUCAUACCAACUAGCCUAUAUCAUGAGAAUACAGCGAUAUACAGGCGCCUGUUUUUUAAGCCAUAGAUGUAGUAGCUAUUGAUGUAGGCCUUUUACCAGGAACUGCAUUGUUAAGGAAAAUUGCAAACAUAAUCACAUUACCCUUGGAAUAAUGGCAGUUGCAACAUGCAUUUCAUAAAUAAGCUGCUUUCAGUGGCUAAGUCUUGCAGUUUGCAUGCACUGUGGGUUUGAGGAGAUUCGACCAUAGAGCGAAAUUCUAACGGCAUUACACAUGCGCACCCAUGUUAAUAAUUCACGCAUUAACCUACUUUCCCGAGGCUACUCAUCAAAAGGUGUCCAUUUCAAAAGACAGCAAUAUAGCCUGUUAACAGUGAAGCGCAAAGUGAAAAUGACGAUGAGUAGGUCCCAAGUUGUACUUGAGGAAAUCGAAACCGUAAGAGAAACAAGGUUUGUCUGUGUAGCGCCCUCUUUGUCCAUCCCUAAUGUAUCCCUCAGACCAAAGUUUUACACAUGUAAUUCGAAUUGAAACUUUGCACCGUGAAAAUAGUAAAUAUGGUAAGGAUUUGCGGGUACACCAUGGGAUCCAUCUCUCCAAGAGGUAUAAGGUUCUGAAGAGAACCGGCGAGUGUCAAAUCGAUGUUUCAACCAGGGUCGAGUUGACACUCACCUGUUCUCUUCAGAACCUGACCUCGUCUUGAAGAGAUACAUCUCAUGGUGUAUCCGCAAACCCUUAGCAUAUGCACCUUUAAUUCAUUUAAGGCUAACUUGCUAAAACGUAGAACGUAAAGAUUAUGGAAAAGGGUAAGCUAAUGGUAAAUGGUAAGGUAACGCGUUAUUAAGGGGUUGCUUAAAAUCCGUCUCAGCAAGCAAGCUUCCCAAGUUCUUUUAAUAUUUUUCAACAAUUUGUAUGAGAAGAAGCAGCUAAAGUGCAUGUAGUCUUAAAGACGUUUUUGCCAUUUUACAACAGCUAAUAUACGUGUUUACCUCAAUACCAUCUUUACCCACUAAGGCCCCUUUCAAAUUCAAAUUAUCCUCGUGUAAAACGUUUCUGUCAUGUGUGCAUCAAAAAUAGCGAAGUUGGUGUCGCCAACCUUCGACAGGCAGGCGGGUCUUUUCAUCGCAACUAUUAUUCAGAGGGUCAAAGUAAACGAUCUGAUCACCGCAGUGUUUCUACUUCAGAGUAGUACUUUAGUACUAUGUUGAAACAUAAGUAAAAUUAGCAUAUAUUGGCAUGGUAAAUAUGUUGGAAAACAUCAAAUGUCUGUCGGUUGUUUAUAUAUAUAUAUAUUAUGUGUGAUGUAUAUGGGUUGUGCAAAUAUUCGAGAAAAUAAUGAUGGAUACAUUAGGAAUACAAUAUUCAGAGUACUUUUUAAAUUUAUGUAUAUAGUAUAUAUUUGUUACAGCAUCCCUCAUCUUAACUGUUUCAUAGUGAUGGCCAUCUGCGAGUGUUUGCUAAGGAAGUUCACUCUCUAGUAAUUUGGAGGUAGUACAUAUAAAAUAUGAUAAAAAUGAUGGAAUGAAAAUAGUUCAUAUUUCUUCAAAGAUUGGGUGAAGAAAUGAAAUUGUCACUUCUGUUUAGAACUUUAUGCAGACCCCGUCUUAAAUUCCAGCGUAAAAAGACAAUACAAAUGAACAUGUACAUGGCUGUAAAACAGAAAUAAUUUACUCUUUUGAGGUUAAAAUCCUUGAAUUGCGUGAAUAAAUUUGCAUUAGAAGUGCCAGUUUAAUAGAGCAAAACUGCCAACACUCUUGAGAAACAUGUUUGGAGGCACCCAAAUAACAACAAAUAAACAGACCACGUAUGUGAACUAUCAUAUGAUUAUGUUUCCUGUUUCCAAGCUAAAUUUUUCACCCUAGAGGGGCUCAGCUGUCACAGAGUAAAUCUUUCUCUAAUUUAAUUGGCCUGCAUGUAAAGACACCCCUUUGAAAUAUUGCAGCGUAUUUGUGUAAUUACAUGUGUAAAAACCAUUGUAUGCAUAGUGAACUCAAUGGACUGACGCAUUAAAGUAUAAAAUUAACAU
This is a messenger RNA of Acanthaster planci (crown-of-thorns starfish), 6773 nucleotides long. Its product is annotated as follicle-stimulating hormone receptor-like. Gene Ontology annotation, biological process: activation of adenylate cyclase activity; hormone-mediated signaling pathway; adenylate cyclase-activating G protein-coupled receptor signaling pathway. Gene Ontology annotation, cellular component: plasma membrane. The record is from RefSeq and is a predicted model, not a curated record. Lineage: Eukaryota; Metazoa; Echinodermata; Asteroidea; Valvatida; Acanthasteridae. Gene Ontology annotation, molecular function: protein-hormone receptor activity; protein binding; G protein-coupled peptide receptor activity.